UUCAGAAGGAUAUCGUAUUGUUUUCCUAAAUAGCAUCUGCAUUGAAGCUGCCGUUUCUCGGGGCACAGGAGAGGGCAGGAUGAGGGUCCCCGCUGCCCUCACAGGCUGGCCUUGUGCCGCUCUCUGCCCGGCAUCCAGCUCCUCUACCUUCUCCCAUGGGACCGGCUCCAUGGCCUGUGUGGACAUGCAGCCCAAGCACAUUCCAGCCCAGCCUCAGCACCCCAGGACCCCCCACAUCACCAUUCUCACUGGCAGCUCUUCCGACUCACCGGGUGACACAGCUUCGGUGGCUGUGAGGGGCAGUCGUGAUUUCAUGGGCUUUCUACUUCAGGCCCAAAAGGAGUCUGAUCAUCAGAUAGCUGGCACUUUUGUUUUCAUUCCUCCUCAUUCCAAACCGAUGACUUGUUUUGAAGAGGCUGACACAGUCACCCACGUGGACAAGUGGAAGAGAAAUCUGUCGUUUGAGUGGCGGGCCCCCGCCCACCCCGUAAGGGACGUCAGGUUCCUAUAAGAGAUGAUCCAGUCAUAUUUCGUUUACUGGGUGAGGAUUGAAUCAUCUGUUGUGUCUCAACAGACACACAGUAGAUCUAGUUCUGAAAGCCAUGUGGAGCCUGGCUCACCUAUGCCAGCCCCUGGGCAGAGGCCGGAGGGCAUGGAAGGAACCGCCCCGGCCCCCAGGGUCCCCGUCAUUCUCCCUCAGCAACGCACAGAUAUCUCUGCUGUGGCCGUCCCUGGAGCUGCAGGAGAGGACAGCUUAGAUCUUGUUCCUGCCAAUGUUCGGGUGACAGAAUUUCCUGGGGCUGCAGAGACUCCGUUCCCAGCAUCUUCACGCAGAGCUGCCAUAGUCAGCGAAGGCCACCAGCCCAAUGGGGACAGCAACCGAACCCUGGAAGCAUCCCCGGACGUUCGUGGGCUGGAGAGGUUCAUGGCCAUCAGGGGAUUCUCCUCAGAGAGCUUUGCUUCCAGCCCUAGCACCCACCACAGGACUCAGAAUGAUCCAAGCUUUGAUUCAUUGGAAACUUGCCUACCCUCAGAUAGGGAUGAACAGGACAAGAUGAAGGCCUCAAAUAGGACGGUGAUGAGGCCUCCUCUGUACACUGUCCAUCUUUCCUAUACUCGCCUUUGGUCCUCUGGGGCACUCACUGGACAUGGGGCCAGGGCGGCCAAUCCAACCCCUGUCCUCCACACCUCUGCCACCUCCAGGCCACCCACUGCCAGUGGUCAGUCAGAGGCAUCAAGACCCUCUGCCAGCUUCCUGCCUCAGUCAAAGCACAAGGAGCCCAAAUUGAGGGAGGGCAAUGGAGAGAGUGGCGUGCGACACCCCAGGAAGACCAACCCAAGGCCUGAGCUUGGGCAAGACGAAGCCAGGGCUCCCUUGGGGAUCCAGCUCGGGACUCUGCAGCUGGGAAUCCUGCUUUGCCUUUCAGCUGCUUUGGGCAUGGCCGUGGCUGCUGGCCUUCACUACCGGCAUACCCAGUCUUGCCACAAGCAGACAGAAGUAUCCUUCAGUGAGCCUGCUGGGCACGCAGCUGCCAGGAGUGACGGAGACAAGAUCAUGCAUGUCAGGAGGAUUGGGGAGAACAGUUUUGUUUUGGUUGAAGCAUACAACUGGAUCACUCCCUCUGUGGGUAGCAAGAAAACAGUCCUCUGAGAAGGCUUCUCAGUGCCCCCCUUAAAUCCUGCAGAGUGUCUCAGCCAGAACAGAGCUACUGAGACUAGCUAAUGAGGACAGGGUUUCACUGUGCCUCCCAUCAGGGAACAGUUAAUGGAGGG
Messenger RNA from Delphinapterus leucas (beluga whale), 1773 nucleotides. The record is from RefSeq and is a predicted model, not a curated record. Lineage: Eukaryota; Metazoa; Chordata; Mammalia; Artiodactyla; Monodontidae.